This is a messenger RNA of Erinaceus europaeus (western European hedgehog), 5340 nucleotides long. It is a transcript of the gene TOPBP1, whose product is annotated as DNA topoisomerase II binding protein 1. The transcript is spliced from 28 exons. Gene Ontology annotation, biological process: mitotic DNA replication checkpoint signaling; DNA replication initiation; mitotic G2 DNA damage checkpoint signaling. The coding region runs from base 166 to 4725 and encodes 1519 amino acids. The record is from RefSeq and is a predicted model, not a curated record. Lineage: Eukaryota; Metazoa; Chordata; Mammalia; Eulipotyphla; Erinaceidae.
AAAGUCGUUUCUGGGUCUCGGCGAUUUCCGCUUCCCGCGCGUGCCGGGCUAAGGCUCCGGGGUGGGGGGGCCAGUGAGCGGCGGGCUGGCGCUGGACCCCCGCCCGGGUCCCGCGGGCCACGCCCCCGCCGCCCCGAGCCUCCCGGGGCUCCGCUGAGGUCCACAAUGUCCAGGAAGGACAAGGAACCUUUUUUUGUGAAGUUCUUAAAGUCUGUAGAAAAUUCAGAGUGUUUCUUGAAAGCUCUGGAGUCCAUAAAAGAGUUCCAGUCAGAAGAAUAUCUUCAGAUUAUUACAGAAGAGGAGGCUUUGAAGUUACAGGAGAAUGACCGAUCACUUUAUAUCUGUGACCCCUUUAGUGGUGUUGUCUUUGAUUACCUCAAAAAGCUUGGCUGCAGAAUUGUCGGUCCUCAAGUGGUCAUCUUUUGUAUGCAGCACCAGCAAUGCGUCCCCAGAGCUGAUCACCCAGUCUAUAACAUGGUCAUGUCUGAUGUCAUCGUGUCUUGUACAAGCCUGGAGAAAGACAGAAGGGAAGAAGUUCAUAAAUAUGUGCAGAUGAUGGGUGGACGUGUAUACAAAGACCUUAAUGUAUCAGUAACUCACCUCAUUGCAGGAGAAGUUGGAAGCAAGAAAUAUCUGGUUGCUGCAAACCUAAAGAAACCUAUUUUGCUUCCUUCCUGGAUAAAAACACUGUGGGAGAAAUCACAAGAGAAAAAAAUAACUCGCUAUACUGACAUAAACAUGGAAGACUUCAGGUGUCCUAUUUUUCUUGGAUGUGUGAUCUGUGUGACUGGCUUGUAUAGUUUAGACAGGAAGGUAGUACAGCAACUCACAGUCAAGCAUGGAGGCCAGUACGUGGGACAGUUGAAAAUGAAUGAAUGUACACACCUCAUCGUGCAAGAGACAAAAGGCCAAAAGUAUGAAAGUGCCAAGAAAUGGAACAUACACUGUGUAACCACACAAUGGUUUUUUGACAGCAUUGAGAAAGGUUUUUGUCAGGAUGAAUCCAUGUACAAAGCAGAACCUAAACCAGAAACAAAAACUGUACCUGAUACUUCAACUCCUACUGGACAAACCAACACAAUUAGCAGUAGUCGGACUCUUUCAGAUGUCAGCCAUAUUUCCAACAUCAAUGCAAGUUGCAUAAAUGAAUCCAUAUAUAGUUCAGUUCUUAGUAGCAAAGUGGAACCUGCACUUGAAAACUUAGAAAAUCUGGACAUCAGUGCAUUUCAGGCACCUGAAGACUUACUAGAUGGUUGUCGGAUAUACCUGUGUGGUUUUAGUGGCAGAAAGUUCGACAAGCUGAGAAGGCUUAUUAACAGUGGAGGUGGCGUUCGUUUUAAUCAACUCAAUGAAGAUGUAACUCACGUUAUUGUGGGAGACUAUGAUGAUGAAUUGAAGCCAUUUUUGGAGAAAUCAGUGCACAGGCCUCACAUAGUGGGAGCAAAAUGGCUGCUUGACUGUUUUAGUAAAGGCUAUCUGCUUCCUGAAGAGCCUUAUAUCCCUGCUAACUACCAGCCAGCAGAAGUUCCAGUUUCAGAUCAGCCUGAAAGUAAAACAGCCCUCUUAAAGAACAAUAGCUUCUCCAAGAAAGACCUUGCUCCUAGUGAAAAGCCUGAGCAAGCUGAUGAAGACCUGCUUUCUCAGUAUGUGAAUAGUAACUCAGUCCUAGGUGAAGGUGCGAAGUCUGGAGUUGGCUCUAUUAAUGAUUCUACUCAUAUUGAACCCUUUAAUGACUCUACUCAUAUUUCUGUGCAAGAAGAAAAUCAGUCUUCUGUCACCCGCUGCCUCCCUGACACUUGUAAGAUUACCGAAGAAGGUUUAUUUAGCCAAAAGAGUUUCCUUAUCUUGGGUUUUAAUAAUGAAAAUGAAGCUAAUAUUGCAAAUAUCAUAAGAGAAAAUGCUGGGAAAGUCGUGUCCCUCCAGAGCAGAAUUGUUGCUGAUUUUGCUGUGGUUCCUCUGCUUGGGUGCCAAGUGGAAGCAACUGUGGGAGAAGUUGUUACAAACACAUGGCUGGUAACUUGCAUAGACUAUGAGACUUUAAUGGAUCCAAAGUCAAGUCCUCUCUUCACACCAAUCUCAGUGAUGACAGGAGUGACACCUCUGCAGGAUUGUGUCAUUUCAUUCAGCCAGUAUGCAGGAGCAGAGAAGGAUUCAUUAACAUUCUUAGCAAAUCGCCUUGGAGCAAGUGUUCAGGAAUUCUUUGUUCGCAAAUCCAACCCAAAGAAAGGGAUGCUUGCCAGUACACAUCUUGUGUUGAAAGACCCAGUCGGUUCUAAAUAUGAAGCUUCCAGGAGAUGGAAUUUACCAGCAGUCACUGUUGCUUGGCUACUGGAGACUGCCAGGAUAGGCAAGAGAGCAGAUGAAAGCCAUUUUCCGAUUAAAAAUGCAUCUAUAGAAGGCCAACAUUUGGAAACUCAAAUAGCAAAUGGCAUGAAUCUAAAUCCAGAGACUCCAGAGCCACCUGUCCCACAUCUGGAACCUCAUAGGACAGCAGGUGUGACACCGCUGGAUCUGAAACACUUCCAGAGUAAAGCCUUCCAUGCUGUGAUUUCACAACACACCGGGCAGGCUCCGGCCUCCUCCACAGUAGGGCAGCCACUUCAGAAGGAGCCCUCAUUACAUCUGGACACCCCAUCAAAAUUCCUCUCCAAGGACAAGCUCUUCAAGCCUUCCUUUGAUGUGAAGGAUGCACUUGCAGCCUUGGAAACUCCCAGAGGCCCCAGCCAACACAGAAGGAAGCUAAGUACCCCACUCUCAGAAGUUAUUGUCAGAAACUUGAAACUUGCACUGGCAAAUAGCUCUCAAGAUGCUGUCAGUCUUUCUGCCAGCCCUCAACUGAAGGAGGCCCACCCAGAAAAGGAAGAAGCUCCAAAGCCACUUGACAAGGUGGUGAUCUGUGUUAGUAAAAAGCUCAGUAAGAAGCAGAGUGAGCUAAAUAGGGUGGCAGCCUCUCUGGGAGCAGAAUACAGGUGGAGUUUUGAUGAAACAGUGACUCAUUUCAUCUAUCAGGGAAAGCUAAAUGAUACUAAUAGAGAAUAUAGAUCUGUAAAAGAAAGAGGAAUUCACAUUGUCUCAGAGCACUGGCUUUUAUCAUGUGCCCAAGAGUCCAGACAUCUUCCUGAAUCUCUUUACCCACAUACUUAUAACCCCAAAAUGAGCUUGGACAUAAGUGCAGUGCAAGAUGGAAGAGUCUGUAACAGCCGACUCUCAACUGAUUCAGCAGCAAAUGAGGAGGAGCCAGAUUAUGUGUCUGUAGAAGAAAAUGAUCUAGACAAAGCCCCCACCGAUAAUAAAGAGUCAGCAACGACAGAGGAAAAAAAUUAUUGUAAAGGAGCCCUGACGCAGACCUUGGAGAUGAGAGAGAACUUUCAGAAGCAGCUGCAGGAGAUCAUGUCUGCCACAUCCAUAGUGAAGCCCCAAGGGCAGAGGACUUCCCUUUCAAGAAGUGGUGGGAACAGCGCUUCUUCAACCCCCGACAGCACUCGCUCUGCCCGCAGUGGGCGAAGUAGAGUUCUGGAGGCCCUGAGGCAGUCUCGUCAAACAGUUCCUGAUAUCAACACAGAGCCCUCCCAAAAUGAACAGAUCAUUUGGGAUGACCCCACAGCCAGGGAGGAGAGAGCAAGACUUGCUAGCAACUUGCAGUGGCCUAGUUGUCCCACACAAUACUCUGAGCCUCAGGUUGACCUUAAAAAAGUGGAGGAUUUCUCUUUCCAGGAGCCUUUACAUGACUCAGAAAUUGCUGAACAGGCUGUCUGUGAUCCUGAAAAUUUAGCUGUGACUGAAGCCCCUAAAAGCCCGAGCUCUGUAAAGCUGGAAAUUGCAGUAGAAGACACCCACCUGAUCCCCACGCCGCAAGCCCCCAGUAUUGCCUUUCCCCUGGCCAACCCACCCGUGGCUCCACAACCCAAAGAAGAGGUUAUAACAAAGGAGGAGACACAUGAAGACUUGAAAAAACAGUAUACAUUUCAGUUGUCCUCUUUGAAUCCUCAAGAACGUAUUGAUUAUUGUCAUCUGAUUGAAGAACUAGGUGGUUUAGUGAUUGAGAAGCAGUGCUUCGACCCCAAUUGCACACACAUUGUUGUGGGGCAUCCGCUUCGGAAUGAGAAGUACCUGGCCUCAGUGGCAGCGGGAAAAUGGGUGCUGCAUCGCUCCUACCUUGAAGCUUGCAGAGCAGCUGGACACUUCGUGCUGGAAGAAGACUAUGAAUGGGGAAGUAGUUCCAUACUUGAUGUUUUGACUGGUAUCAGUGUACAACAACGAAGAUUAGCACUUGCAGCAAUGAGAUGGAGGAAGAAAAUACAGCAAAGACAAGAAUCUGGCAUUGUUGAGGGGGCAUUUAGUGGGUGGAAGGUUAUUCUCCAUGUUGAUCAUUCCCGAGAAGCAGGAUUCAAACGUCUCCUACAGUCUGGAGGAGCAAAGGUACUGCCUGGUCACACUCUACCUCUGUUUAAAGAAGCCACACAUCUCUUUUCUGAUUUUAAUAAACUGAAAUCAGAUGAUUCAGGAAUUAAUAUAGCAGAAGCUGCUGCCCAGAACGUAUACUGCUUGAAAACAGAAUACAUUGCUGACUAUCUUAUGCAGGAAUCUCCUCCUCCAGUAGAAAAUUAUUGUCUGCCAGAAGCUGCUUCAUUUCUUCAGAGUAACAAAGAACCUGGGCCUGGAUUAUCACAAAAGAGAAAAGUGCCUACAGAGAAAAGUAAAAUCAAACGGCCUAGAGUACACUAAUCCUUUCACUCUUCAGUUACCAAACAUUAAUUUCUUUAUUGAAAGUUUAAAUUUUCCCGUAGUAGAUUUAUGGAGUAAUUUAAAGGCAAGUGCCCGGUUGAGGUUGGUUUUAACACCUUAAAUUUAAGUCCGUGGAAUAUUAGCUGUUCCUGAGUGGAGAAUAACCAUAUUCAGCUCCUUUGCCAACUUGUCAUGAAACACUGGAGACUGGGGCUUUGGGCUUAUUUAUUUCCUUGUAAAUAUCCGAGGCUGUCACUUAGUGGAAUUUUUAGCAAGGUGAUAGGUUUUACCUUAAGAGCUGUCAAUUGGGAUUUACUCAUUUUUUUCCCUGAUUUUUAUUUUUUCACCUUUUAAACAGAAGCCUGAGCAUGAGGUUUAAUAAGGAACCAAGGCUUUCAAUGUUAAUGUGUAUGUAUAUAUGUAUAUGUAUGUUUGUGCAAAUUCCAUGAUGUUUGCCAAGUUGAGUGACAAAACUUGGAAAAUAAAAGACAAUACAGAAUAAAAGUAAUGACAUAAAUUAGUGGUUCAUAUACAUUUUUUUUAAUGAAAAGUAUUCUGACAUCCAUUCUCGUUAAUUCAAUAAAAGAUUUGUGAAAAAUAGCUGUUAAAUUGUUA